AUGGCGCGAAACGCAAAAUCUCCAACGGUUCCACCACCAACGCCAACUACUACUCUUAAUCAAUGUCAAUCUAUUCCAACAAUUCGGAUAGACGCUCCUGUAAAAUCUGAGAAGCCUGCGGAAAUUGUCAUUGAACUCAAACCAUCGCCACCGCCUCCUGAAACUAGAAGCGAAUCGAGAUUAAGCACAAGAAUGCCACGUCAGCCACGUCAGCCACGCCAAACGUCUAUCAGAUCAGGUGGGUGGGGGGCUAAUGGUAACGGAGUAAUGAAAGGACCUCCACCAAGAGAGACUGUGGUCAAUUUUGGCUUCACCGAAGAACCGAUUCCUCCAAACUACUAUUGCUGUUCACAAGUGAAGAUUAUUAAAACCUGUCGCGUUGUCGGCGUUUUUUCACUAAUUGGAUUCUUCAUCAAUUUAGUUCUGUACUUUAUGGGAAUCUCGAAGCUCGGGUUAAAUGGAUAUUUUGAAGCAUUUUUACUGAUCUUCGAUUUUAUAUCUGUUAUGACCUUAAUGUGUGGUGUCUCAAAGAAGCGGCCAGGUCUUUUGAAACCAUUCAUGUUUUAUACGACAAUUUGGAGCAUUGGCCUAAUCAUCCUAUUUCUUAUAUUCCUUGUUCAUUUGUUCCGGGGAACUCACGGAGUGUCAAGAAACAUCUUGGAGAACCUUCGCUCUAUCAAUGCCGAUCCCAAUGAGUAUCGAUUUCGACGACCGGAUAGUUCAUCAACGGCAAUUAUAGUCACUCUACUCGUCACAGCGGCCAUGGUGACCGUGAUCGUUGUUGAAUGCGUUUUCUUGCACAUUGUAUAUCGAACAUUUCAAUAUUUCGCGUACAACGAGGAAAAACGAAGGGAGGAAAGCAAUAAAAAGGAGCGAUUGUAA
This is a messenger RNA of Caenorhabditis bovis, 882 nucleotides long. The record is from the annotation of a GenBank genome assembly. NCBI's taxonomy places the organism in Eukaryota, Metazoa, Nematoda, Chromadorea, Rhabditida, Rhabditidae.